GUAAAUCAGACUUGAACAGUCUUGGAUUAAAGGUUAGUUCACUGCAAAAUUCUUUCUGGUGUAUCAAAAAGAAACUGUCUGUCAAAAUGCUGCCCAGCUACGAACGAUUUCUUUUAGACAAGCAAAUGGUUAUAUUUGAUAUCGGUAGCGCAUAUACAAAAUUUGGUUACACUGGCGAAGCUACACCACGCGGUAUAAUAAAGACGGAAAUUAAGUGUCCAGAAACUAAACAGCUCAGAAAAGUUUACGAUUAUAUAGACACAAAAGAUCUGUAUCAAUUACUUGUUGAGUUUUUUCAUCUUUUAUUUUCUAGACACGUUGUAAUAUGUCCAAAGGAUGCUAGAGUUGUUGUCUUGGAAUCGUUAUUAUCUCCAACACAGUUUAGAGAAACAUUAGCUAAAGUAUUGUUCAGGCACUUUGAAAUUGAAUGCUUGCUGUUACUGCCUACUCAUUUAGCCACUAUGAGCACUUUAGGCAUUAAUUCAGGUCUAGUUCUAGAUGUUGGAUAUAAAGAAGCUACAGUGAUUCCAAUUUUUGAAAGUGAACAAAUUUUAAAGGCUUGGCAAGCUCUUCCUUUAGGUGGACAAAUUGUACACGAAUAUUUGAUAAAAUUUAUGAAGGAGAUAUAUCCUGACAUGGAUAUAGAUGAAAAACUUGUGGAGGAUAUAAAAGUAAGGACUUGCUUUGUUACUACAUUGGAGAGAUCUGCUAAAUUAGGUACACCAGAAGCUCCUAAUCCUCCUCCAGCAGUUAAAUACCCUGGAGGUAAAAGUAUUACUAUACCUGGUGAACUUAGAGAGAAAGCAUUUGAAGUAUUAUUUGAAAGGGAUAAUGAUAAUCUUAGUAUACCUACAAUGAUUUUGGAUGCUAUUCUGCAGUGUCCAAUAGAUGUUAGACGAAUUAUGGCACAAAAUAUAUUAUUAAUUGGUGGUACAGUAAUGACAAAAGGCUUUGCAAGUCGUCUUAAGUCCGAACUGUUAACUCUUGUAAAGAGCAAUCUUUAUUCUGAGAAAUUAAAAAUUCAAACAUUUAUGUUCCACACUGCACCCAGUAAACCAAGUUAUACGGCAUGGUUGGGAGGUGCUAUCUUCGGAACUGCAGAUUUACGAUCGAGAGUUCUGACAAAGGAGAAUUAUUUGAAAUCUAAUAGAGUCCCUGAUUGGGUCAGCUUUAUAGACAAUCCUAAAUACAACAACCAAAUUGUAAUACCUAAGACAAGGGCUACUUCAUUUCUUAUUUUUAAGAAUAUCAUUACAAUUAAUACUGAAUAA
Messenger RNA from Habropoda laboriosa, 1271 nucleotides. It is a transcript of the gene Arp10, whose product is annotated as actin-related protein 10. Lineage: Eukaryota; Metazoa; Arthropoda; Insecta; Hymenoptera; Apidae. Bases 87 to 1271 code for a protein of 394 amino acids. Gene Ontology annotation, biological process: retrograde axonal transport of mitochondrion. The record is from RefSeq and is a predicted model, not a curated record. The transcript is spliced from 7 exons.